AUGCGUGGCGCCGCGCGCGAUGGUGCAGCCGCUGGGCUUCAACAUCCAGCCACUCGCGCUCGUCUUGGUCGCGCUUGUUCUACCUCUGCAAGUAACAGCUCCGCAAUGAGCACCGCGACGGCGAUGGAUGAGCUGAGCUUCGCCGACCUUCCAACAGGUUCAAGCGGUGUUCCUCAGCCGGAGACGGUUGAUGCGGCAGCGGUUGGGGCUCUGAUGAUCCAGAUCCGCGAUGCUCGGGCGCUGAUGGAAGAGGGCACAGCAACCUCGUCGGCGUUUCGCGCGUUUUCAGAAGUGAUUCUCAAGUACCAGGCCAUGAACAAGAACAUCAAGGCUCGUGAGCAGAAGGCCCGCCACGAAUUCCUCCGCAUUUCGCUUCUUUCACUAAAGAUAUACUGGUUUGAUCUGAGGGGUGACGCGAGGUCUGAUGCUAGAUUAGAACCACGAGCAGAAAGGGCAUUCAACAACUUAAGGCACAGAAAAGCCCAACCUUUUACACAACUCAUCUCUCUCCAAACUUUUUGUAGGCUGAGAGCGAGACCACACCAGCCAGCACAUGACUCGCAGCGGCAGCACGCAACGAGUUCCGGAGGUGCCACACAUUACACGACACAGAGUAGACGGCGCGCAGUGUACAUCACAGACGGCGGCGGGCCGUGAUUUUUAUCUUAUGUCUUGUCUUCCGCCUCGAGCUCCCUCGAGGCCCGAGCGCUUUGGCCUUUGCUUUUGAGUUGUUUUGUGGUGCGAGUGCGACGUAGUGCGAAUUCGUAUGCUAUUGUAGACUUAGGCUAAUGCAUCGCGGUCGCUUAGCUUUGUUUUGUUUUCUUUCGUCUUGGAAUGCACUAGGCUAGCACUAGCAAAGCACUAGCUUGAGACUAGACAGGCACCAACCCCAACACGAGAGCCACUGCACUGCGACACCAAGCCGGUCUAGCUACUCUACCACGUGGCAGUAGUUUAGUGCUGCACUGUAUAGAAUAGAGCUGGCUCCACUUUGGGCCUGAUAUUGAGAAGACUAGACAAGAGGAGAGACGAGAGCGAACAGCGCAAAAGCAGGGCAGUGGCGUGAAGUGGUCUAGUUCUACAGAACCACAAAGCAGCCACAUGCGCACUGCUCUGCAUAACAUUCACAAACGGCACAAGCAUAGCGCCGCCUUGCUUUCAACUCAACUACCAGCAAGCCAAAGCCUGCGGCGAUGAGUAUCGGGCCAGCAAUCAUGGCGCCAUACCAGUACGACGGUGGGGCGGCUUUCGCGAUCUUCGUCGCGGGUCGUCUGGGUGUAGCCUAUCCUGCUUCGCUUAUCGAUGGCAACCAAUCGGCAGCGGGCAGCCUGCUCGGAACUGCGUCGCCCAAUGGCUAAGCAUAACAGAAACAGCAUGAAACCACUGAGCACGCGCCACGCCUGCGCUAGGCUGGCUGAAGCGUGCUCUACUGUUGCCUGCGCUAAGAAAAGACCAGCGCAGACGCCCACGCAGACGGAGACCCAGACAAAGCCUGACUAGAUAGACCAAGCGGGUGCCAGCUGAAGCCACCGCCUUCGCUUUUCCUUUUGCUUCGCGCUGCGCUGCGGCGAGGCGCGCGCGGCCUGCCUUUGGGUUUUGCUUUUGCGUUUCUGUUUCCUUGGGCCUCUCCUUCUGGUUCUGCCUCUUCGUCGUCCUCCUCUCCUUGCUGAGUUCAGCACCGCCUCCACUACCGCAGGCUCGUCGGGUGGCGUGUCUCCUCCAACUGAUUCUAGUCCCCCCGCAGCUUCCUCGCCUGAAGAACAGCGCGCAGCGUCCGCAGCGUCUUGCCCCUCCCAUAUCCAACUGGGCAAAAAGCUUAUCCAGCUCCGCAAGAUCUUGGCCAUUUGCUAGGGGGCAAGCCUCUCCAAGCCUUGGGCGCGCCUUGGCUUCCCGUUCUUUGUUGCUCUGUCUCCGUUUUCGGCUCAGCGCUAGCGCCAGCUUUGGCCUUGGCCCCCGCAUCCAGCUGGAGGCCCCGACCUCUCACCCCGCCACACCCGGACGACGUUCCACGUCCAGGCCUGACCCCCGCGCCAUCGGUCUGCGCGAAAAAUGCCUGUGCCAGGUGCAGGCGGGCCCUUUCAGUUUGACGGUGGAAAAGCAGACCCAGGCCCAGCAAUGCUUCCGCUGAGGGUAAUGCCUACGAGUGCCGCAUCAUUCAGGGCGUCGGGCUCUUGUCUCUCCCUCGGAGUCUUAGGAAUACACGCACGGCAGUCGCCGGUCGGAUCUCCUGGCGCAGCUUUUUCUGGUAAAGGUCAUUCGCAAGCCUUCGAAGCCACUCCGGUGGCCUCGGCGCCGGAUUGUGCUGCCCCGUGCGGCCGUUGAGCCAUAGCGAGUAAGCCAGUAGAUGAGAGCAACAACUCAACAGAACAGAGAUGACGUGAGAAGUGGAGACAGUGGCAAGAAGUAGAAAACAACACGAGACGAGAGCAGAGGCUGAGGCAUGCCAGUGGCUCAGUGAGGGCCUGAAAGACGCAGCCAAGCAGCCCGGCAGCCAGAUGGGGGCUGGCGGUCUCCGUUUCUUCUUCCCCGGUGGCACAGGGUGCGACCAGGCUGGGGGAAGAUGGAGGGACUGCCUCAAAGUCCUUGGGCUCUUCAGUGAGGAACUUCAGAAAAAAGGAGGCAGCCGCACGACCGUGAGGAAGGCAGGAAUGGGAAAGGAGACGAGUGAAGGAGCUGGAAAGAAAGAACAAAAGCGCAGGCGGCAAAGAGACCGCAAAGAAGAGAAGGAAAAGAAGCGCGAGCCGGUAGACCGAGAAGCGCAGGAAGCAAAAAAAACCGACACCAAAGGCAAAAAAGGGACGGAGGUAAAGAGAGUGAAGAGGAGCGCAAAGAGAGCACCCAUAAGGGAAGCAGGCGGACGGCUGGAAGAGUGGCCCGGUGGAGUAGUCAUCCAAAAAGUUGCGAGAAAAGGAGGGGAGACGCGGCCGCUUUUGCGCAAAAGAAGGGAAGCGAUAAGCCGGGGAGAACUGAAGAGAAGGAGCACAGAGCCCCGAGACAGCGCACACUCAAGCGGCCUGGUGGUCUAUGAGUGGACGGCGGGGGCCGGUAGGAAUGGUGUGGUAGCCAUGGCCACCCAUAAGACCCACGCAGGCAGGCCAGGGAGAAACGGGGACACGAUGACAGAAAGGGCUGGCAGGCUCCGAAAGGGGCUCGCGGAGUUAAGCAAAGACAUCAAAAGAAGAGGCAGAGGAUGAGGAACAGAAGAGAGGCAAAGGCCCCCGAUCUCUCUAGCCUUCGAAAAAGAUCGGAAAGGAGGGGAAAAGGCCAGAAAGGAACAGGCAGCAACCCAACAGGAAGCAGAGGCAUUUGUGAAGGGACUGCGGGGCGCAGGCUGCGCCGUUUUACCUUGGCGGAUACAGCGAAAGGAAUGGAACACGUGGCGCCUGGGCAAGGACUGGACGCACGUGAUCAGGGUAAACGCUGGGAGGAACAGAAACGCAAAAGAAGGCACAACGACAGGAGUGGCAGAACGUGCCAAGAAACUGCGUGACGAGAUGGACGCGGAGGACGUGCGCACACAGAGGGGCCGCGGCAAUGUCUGGGAACCAAAGGGGCAAGGAGUGCGGAAGGCUGCUAAGGGUGCAGGGGUAGGUUAGAAUCUGGGAGGACGGGACACGAAAGAGACCCCCCAAAGAAGAAUCUACGUGUAUACGUGCACAACUGUAAUACCCUGAAGGGCUGGGGGGCCGUACUAGACUAGUGCAAGACAUGAAAGGAUAUGGAGUAGACGUCGCCGUAAUGCUGGCGAGCAAACUCCCAAGCGGGACGAGGUGGCUGCAGGGGUAUACGAUGGUCACCCGAGCGGGGAAAACCGAAGGAAGAAGGGAGAGCGCCGCGAUGGUAUGGAGCGAAGAAAUCGACAGGGAGAUGGAGGCCAUCGACGCGGAAGCCGACCAGACUACUCGGCUACAACUGGGCGGGAGGAUCCCUCCGCCGCAAAAGUGUGGUAUGGUUGGGCACUACGGAAGACAGGUGGAAGGAGAAGAAGACGCCAGGACCCGCUGGGCGGAACUACGGGGGGCCAUGAAAAGUUGGAAGGGGUCGACGCUCCUGAUGAUGGGCGCCAGCUGGCGGAUAGGUGAAACUGUCGAAGGGGUCACUGGAAGCAGGAUAGUUGAUGGAGCGACGACAGAAAACAGCAGCGAACUGCUCGAGACCGCCCACGCGGCAGGGAUGCGUCUGAUGUGCACGACCGGAAAGAAUCGGGCAAAAGAAGCGCACACACAUGGGCACACGCUCCCGGGGGGAGGAGGACAGGGACGGAGUAAGAUAGACUACGCCCAGGCCAACAGGACGGCAGCGGAGAGGAUUAGAAAAGCUGGCAUGAGCUCGAGGAAACUGGGCCACACCAUAAAGGAAGAAGAAGAGAAGAAGGGCCGCCGCCCCAUGCUGGUUACCAUCGGGCCCCUCGAGAAACAGGGAAAACGGAAGGAGCCGGGGGGCGUCGAGGUGAUCCGGGACGACCGAGGGAGGGCGCGAGAAAUGGCACGGCACCGGCGGGAAAUGUUGAGGCCCUCGAAAUACGGGCUGGAGUAACGAGAAAAGCGGGACACGCUACGGCAGAAGACUGGACAGAGGCAACAAAAACAGAAGAGGAAAGAAGAAACGGAGGAACAAGGAGAGAGGGAAACAAAGGAGAAGCGGAAACAAGAGGAGCCCGGGGGAAGCAGACAAGGGGGGCGCACGUACCCAAACACCGGCAGAGAAGCGGACGCAGAUGAGGACUGCCAAUGUGUGCAACUGGACGCCCAGAGAGCUCGGGAGUGAGCUGAAGAAAAUCCAGCAAGGAAAGAGGACCGCGGAGGGGUCUGAUGAUGUGGGGCGGAUACGUGAGCGACUAGCCAAAAGGGUACACGCGAGGGAACAGGAGAAAAAGCGGAGGGAGGUGCAGGCCCUCCGUGAAAGUGGGAAGGCAGUCGAGAAUAAAAUAGAGGGUGGGAAAAAAUGAGGGACAAACAGAGGGUGAAGACGCUCCGCGCACUAGCAGAAGAAGAGGCGGCCAGGGUAGAACGCACGACGGAAAGAAAUCAAGAAAGUGGCGGGCAAUGCCAGAGAGCUAGAGGACAUCGAGGCAGGAGAAAUGGCCAAGGAGCUCGAUGAAGUAAUGGCCUGCACGCGUCGGAUGUCCUUGAACGCUCCAAGGGCGUGAAACUUACGGAAAAGAGGACGGGGAGAAAGGCGCCCGCCUCUCCCGCAUAAUAGCAGACAGGAGGCCCAGAUGGCUCCAAGCACCUGAGAAGCAGGCAAAGGACCAGAAGGAAGGGAACAGCCUGAAAGACUGGAAAAGGGGCAAGGAUCAGAAGCAGACUGAAGGAGGGCCCGCGCCCUCGGUAGUCUGGGAAGAACUCGCCCAACGGGUGAAAGCCAUAACCGAGGCAAGCACCCCAAAGGGGAGGGAGAGGCUGGGCGCGGUGAUAGUAAAAGACGGGAAAAGGGAAGAGACCGGGGACGAGCUCGGGAGGCUCCGGCGUGAACGGGUCAAAGAAACAAAGGAAGGGAAGAAAGCGGGCGCCGCUUUCGCGCACAUUUUGAGGGGGUGCCAUGACUGAGGGGAGGACGAAGGCGACCGCGUGGCGGUGCUGGCAAGGAGGUCCGCAGAGGACGGAAAUAACCGGCAAGCCCCCGGGCGAGGAGCAAGAAGAGCAGACGAAGAACGAGGCAGGCAGCACGUUGGGGCAAAAGCUGAAAGAGAUCGCGGACAGGCAUCGCAACCGGCGCAAACAGGGAGAGGACCUGGGGAGUGAGAUAGAAGGACCGGAAAAGGAAGCGAAGGCAGCAGGGUGGAGAGACAGGAUCAGGGACCUCGCUAGAGGAAGCAGGACGGACCAGGUCAGGCAGCUCCACGAAGUGGCGCGGUAGCAACAACAUAAAGGAACAAGCUGAGGAGGAAAGAAGAACACUGAAGGCAGUGGCAUCAGGGUGGCUGACCGUGAUGGGAGAUAAAUAUAAAGGAACGGCCAGGACGGACGACGAAACCGCGGACGCCUUCCGCGAGAGAAUAGAGGAGCUAUGGAGCAUCGCCGAAGAAGAGGAUAAGGACACCGGCGAAAAAUGGAACAAGACCAAGGAAGAAGUGGGGCCGGGAAAGUGGUCGGCCAAAGUAGGCGAUAAGCUUCGGGAUGAGCUAAGAGUAGUGGGCGCCAGUGGACUGCCAUGGCAGGUCUAGAGGGAGGCAACCGAGCAGGCCAAGUUCGCGAAAGCGGCUGGGCUGGGCGGAGUCAUCGGGGGGACCUUCAGACUAGACCUCCCCCCGCGAAUUGGGUGGAGGUUUUGAAGGAGAUAGACGAAGCGAGUGGGGCGGAGGAGCUGCGGACAGGAUGGGUGGCAUGGUUGUACAAAGGGAAGGGAAACAAGGGCGAGAGAAUAAACUACAGGCCAGUCGCCGUCUUGCAGGUCGCGCGCAAGAUAAUGCGCAGCGUGCACAGUCGCCAGCUCGAAGGAAUCACAAGGGACACCAUGGGAAGGGUCCGGCAGUAUGGCUUCCGGGCCCGAAUGGGAUGCAGGAGCUACCUCCUCGACGUCAGGGAGCUUAUAGAGGCAGGCGAGACGUCAGACUUUGCAUGCCCUUGCGCUGUGUGAUCUGAGUAAGCAAGGCCCUCGAUCGGGUGAAAAGGGGCAAGCUCUGGAGGAUCGUGCUGGAGCUAGGUGCCCCAGCAGGAUACGCCGAGAAGGCGAGGAACUUACACAUCAAGAAAACGCGUAUGGUGUCGCAGUGGGGAAAGCGCCGAGCAGAAGAGGCAGCAACCGGCCUCGGAGUGUAUCAGGGGUCGCCAGUAUCCCCCUACCUCUUCAUCAUCUACACGCUUGCGACGAGUGAAGAAAUGAAUCGAGCGAAGACUAGAGGGGGAAGGGUUGAGGAGAUUAGAAGUGGCCAAGCCAGCGAACGCGACCGAGGAACCGCGAAAGGGCUGGCAGAACAGCCGGCGCAAAUGGAAGCCAAGGGUGAAGAAAUGGGGCAACCUGGCCCCGGAAGAGAGACAGCCGCGCAGAGGGGUGGCCCUGGAGCAUCCAAGCGCGUGAGGGGCUGACAGAGACACAGACAGGGCCUUCAGCCUCGCCGUUUACGCUGACGACGCAAGCACAUGGGGACACAGGGCGGGGAAGACAGUCCGGGUGGUGGAGAUCUUCGAGGAAGUAGGGCAGGGCUACAGCAUGAUAGUGAACAAAUCAAAGACGGAGACUCUCACGCGGGAGAAACUCACCCACCAGGAGGGGGAGGCUUUGGGUGAGAGACUACGAAGCAGCGACUUCGAGGCAAAAGGGACAGACCACCUGAUUAAAAGAGACGGGCGUCUAGUUGGGGACAUCGUAAACAUCUACGGCGCCACACGGCUGGAGGUGGCUGACCGGUUGAACAAGGCCAAAAAGGUCGCGAGGAUGAUCAGCCCGCUCCUAAGAGAUGAGGACACUGAUCAACAUGACAGGACGACGCUAGCCGAAGCCUUGGCGGGCACCGUCUUACUCUAUGGGCUUGAUGCGUCCAAACUGUCAGGCCAUGACAUGGAGCAGAUGCAGCAAAUCCAGACCAAGCUGGUCAGGGGGGCCGUGGCGGACCCGACGGAAGAGAAGAGACAGACUCGGAGAGACUUGGGGAAAAAAGAGAGCGGCCCUACCGCUCACGGAUAUGACAGCGGAGGAGAUCCACGCAGCGCGCAGAAUGGUGGAGAAGGAGCAGCGCCUGUCGCAGGAGGAGGCAGACAGGGGAGCCCGCCUCCCCACGGUUCGGAGCAAGUGGGAACGCCUGAGGGUGCUGGCAGUAGUCGACAGAUACAGGGAGGAAAAGUGGGGCAGAAGGCUCGGCCCGGGGAUGACCCUCAAGGCCAGCGAAGGGCUGAACACAAUGCCCGCCAGGAGAGUCAGACUAGGACGAGAAAGGGACAACAAGGAGGCGGAGACAUGGAAGAAAUUCAAGGAGAGAGAGAGACCGGGGAAAUUCCUCCAAAACGAACAGGGGGGGCGGUCCAUAAUAUGGAGGAACUGAGCGAGGUGCCAGAGAUAAUGCGGGACCCUGAUAAGCUGGAAGAGACGCCACGCGUACAGACCUGGGCGGAGCGGUUGGGAAUGGCAGACGUGUGGAACCUCGUGACACGCUGCCCGUAGUCCGUCGAUCCACUGGAAGGAACUAUGGAACGCGGCAGCGAGAGUCUUGCACAAUGCCAGAAGAGGAGAACGAGAAGACAGGGACAGGACGACGCGCAAGCACUGCGGGCAGGAAGGCUCUAAAGGCCCAAGGGGCUUAGUGGCGCGCUGGGUUUGGAGGCCGCCGCAUCGAUGCGGAAGAUGGCCGCGAGAUCUUCGUGAGAAGUUGCCUGGGCUGGUCUUCGUUGCCUCUAUCUUUUCGAGUAUGGAAAAGGCGGCGGCGCGGCCUCGGGUGCUUUGUCUUUGUGCUGUGUUCCUCUGUUGUUGACAGCCCCGGCGCCGGGUGAGUGCGGACCGCCCGCACGUCAUUGGCGUCGGCGCCGCUUGGAAUACAGCCGCGGCACGCCUGUGCAAGCUCCUCGAGGUGUAGAGGACCCGCGCGGAGGACGGGGGAAACGCAGGCGGGGAAGCAAUGGCAAAGCGGGGCGGCGUUGGCCAUCUUUCUGCGUUUGAACGCCUGGGGUGGCUCUUCGUUUUUUUUUCUAUAUGAAAAAAAAUCUUGGCGAAAAGUUUGCGAAAUCUUUCGAAAGAAUCCUUGCGGAAUCUUUCCGAAAAGAUAAGCGCACGAAGCUCCAACAUUGUCAAACUUGUAAACUUUCUGCAAACAUUCCGUGAAGGUUUUGACGCUUUCGCCUUUCGUGUUUUUUUGAUGAAGGCAUGGAAGUGGAUCGCUGAAAACAAACUCGCAACAGCUUGCAGCGGAACUGCAUAAGGCUCCGCGCUUGUUGUCUGUGGUUUUUGUGGUUUCUCUGUUCUUCUCUCCAGGCUUGGGAGGCCUCUGGCGUUGUGCAUCCGUUUGAGAAUUUGGCGUGAGGCUGCGCCGCGGGCUGGUUCGCCGGCUUGUGAUGCUCUCGGCGCAGUGGCUGGCCUGUCCGUGUGUGGGCUGUAUCGGUUUCGUUUUCGGAGCUCUUUUUGGCUUCGUUUUAAUGAGACAAGGACAAGGGCCGCGCGCGUGAGCCUCGGCAGCUUUUCGCCAAGAUUUUCCGCCAAAGGUGACUGGCGGGCGCGGUGGUCUCCAACUGGGUAAGGACGGCAAACAACUAGAAGGAGGGAGAUUGCGCAGGCUGUGGCCUGGCCCCCAGGCUGCAAGUGAAAGAGAGCGAGAAUGGAAGAAGGGCCGCGGGUAAAUGAUGGACGUCGUUGACUUGGGAAGGCUCUCGCAUUUCCAGGAAAUACACCUGGCACAUGUGCAGUGGUUGAGAGUUGGGGCCCGAUUAUUUCAGAGGGGGAAAGCGCACAGGGGUCGGGAGGAAAGAAGAAAAGGGCGCCGAACGCGGGGAAGAAAUAGGAGGGCAAAGUCUUAGAAAAGUGGGGGCGAACAAGAGUCAAGACUUUAAAAAAGUGGGAGGCGGUUGUAUUUGUUUUUCAAAAUCCAGGAGGCCCGGACCAUUCCGCGCGGGAGUUGUGGAAUUAACAAAAAACGGCGCAGAAUUAUGAUAAAAGUACUUACUUUGUAGCAUAAUGCUUAGGGUAAUAGGUGUAGCGGAAACUAAUAAGCUGCAUGCUUAUUCUUUUCAAGUAUGUAGUGCGAACUUUGGAGAGCACAGAGACAAAUCGCGUGGCUUCUUGUUUUUGUGCGAACAGUGAAGGCAAGUCCGCGAAGAAAGAAGUGUGUGUGUUGUACCGAUGCAACCGAUAACAAACUUGAUAAAGGUAGAGCACUAGUCACUUCCAGGCGGGGCGUGCUUCAAGGUCCAGAAUGUAGUUGCAACGUGCGGAAAGACGUUAGACCUUGUCGGGAAAGAGUGGCAAGGUUUUUCAUAUUAGUGCCUUGACUACGUUACUAGGCUAAUGCCACUUAGUGUAACUCUCCACGUUUUUCGUGUUUAUUUUACAACCUUCAACAGAGUGGAAAACACUCAAGCAGAAGCGCCCUCCUUUGUUCAUGCUUUUCGUUCGUUUCCCUCACUUCUCAACAGAAUCGGAACACGCUCAAACAGAUGCCAACAUGCUCCCCCCGAGUAUGUCGGAUCUGGUGCGGCGUGCUCGCUCUGCUGAUCGUGUUUGAGUGGGGGUCUCUCGCUUUUACUUACUUAGCUAAUGCAUGGCUUAGGAGUGGAGAGGCUUCGCGCUUUAUUAUGUAAUGCGUUGCGUACUAGUACUAUGCUCGACAAGUCUUGCUUUUGCGCUUUGUUCUUUUCUUGGGCUUCGGCUGUCCCAAGACUAUCCAACUAGAGCUACCCGGCGGCUCCGCCAGUACGUCACAAGUAAAAAAAUAAACCUUGUAAGAACAGAAGCUCCUUCUAGUCAGAAGGCCCACUCUAGUCGAACUUGACUCAUUAACUGUCUUUAGAUAAUCAGUAGUGUGCUACUGCUACUCUUAGUGUCAGCAUGCAGGUGGUUUCAUCUUUAACGUCUGUAGCUUGUGUCGUGUGGAUGGUUUGGCUUUUUUUAGUAAAGAUAUCAGCUAGGUUCUCACUUGUAGUUCACACAGUCAACAUCCGUGGCGCAGUCUUAUCUUGCUCACUUCCUCAGUGUAAAUCUAGCAAGACCCACCAACCAAACAGAACAAGAAAAAAGAACUUUCAACAGCUUGGGUUUUCCAACCACUCAGCUGCUGGGUUUUUCUUCCUUUCCUCCUGUCUUGUUUGGCUUCAUGCCUAUCAGGGUGGGGGGUUUUAGUUUUAGCAAGAGCACGCACGCAGGGGUUCUUUUUUUUUCCUUUUCAGUGCGUGUCUGGCUUUUUGAUGACUGCAGGGGGUAAAAUGAACGGCAACCAGAGGGGGCCCAUCGAAAAAAUUCUGGAAAAAUAACGAAAAAACUACUUGAAUAAUUUAACCACUGCACACGUGGCAAAAAUAUACUGGGAGGGGGCAGGACUGAGCCCCGAGGAGGUGAAAGAAGUGGCACGCAUAUCGCUGAAAGAUCAAAACUGGCCGCACGUAGGAAACGGCACGCGCAUCCAAGAUAAGCAAGAGGCAGAAGAGCUCCCCAAACUUGUGGAAGACUGGGAGCAGAACACUAUGAGCAGACAGGGGAAACCAUCGACCAAGACAACCGGCGCGAGUGCCCCUGGGGGGUGAAGAAAUGCCAGGGGGCACAGUCGGACACUCGCCGCUGUGGUAUGUGCCAGGCGGUGCACGGUACAGGCCAGGCGUGCCCGAAGUGGCUAGAACAGGCCAAAAGGGUAAGACAGGACGAGAAAAGUUGGGAGGCAUACCACGGGGCCAAGUGAAUGCGCUGGGACCCGAUGACAAAGGUAAAGGCGUGCCCAUACAAAGAGAAGGCGUGUGGCUGGCCGGUGGAGGGGCCGGGAAAAUGGUGCGAAGGGUGUAAAAGAAUAGAAGGAGGAGAAAUCUGAGCCACCCACUGCAGGGAAGUAGAGGAGAAAAAAAAGGGAGGACCCUUCGGGGAAAGAGCAGGAGGAAAAAGCCAAGGCCCAGAGAAAAAGACAGAGGGAAGAGGAGCGGGAGGACAAGGCAAAAAGAGAGGCCCAACGCAAAGCCCAAAAGAGAGAAGAGACAGAGGGGAAGAGAAGGGAAGGGAAGGAAAAAAGAGACCCGCGGGCAAACCGCUGGAGGGACUCGGGGAAGGGAAGAAGCCAAAGAAGCCCCCAGGGGCGGAAAAGGCUGGAGGAGAAAAGCGGCCGGCGGAGGAGCCGCGGAUAGACCUCAGAAAAAGGAGGAAGGGGCUGGAAGAAGCAGCCAGGACCAGGAGACCAGGAGGAGGAGAAGGGCAACGCCCUCAAGAAAAAGGAUGAAAAGGGGGCAGCGGGGGCACCGAGCAACCCCACAGCAGUGAAGAGGAAGCAGCAACGAGAACAAAGAACAAGGCCGAAAGAGAGGAAAGAAGCCAGCACAAAAGUAAAGAAAAAAGAAGAGAAAGGGCGGAGGCCUGGCAAAGGGGCCGCCGGAUGAAAUGAGGCCAAGAAGACCACGAAGGGAACAGAACAGCAAAAAAAAAGGCCGAAACGAAGGGGCCGCUUAAGGGGAGACCCCUGACGAAGGGGGAGCGAGGCAGUGCAGGAGGGUAAGAGCAAGCGAAGCGAGCCCCCCCCCGCCUCUUUGGGGUCGUCCCCCGGAGAGGUGGCGGGCGCGGGUCUGGCUCUGGCCUCUCUCUGCGGGGUCGAGUAGGGGCAACCUCUUAUCUUAAAGAGGGCGACCCGUUUAGGUAAAACGGUUGCUGGGAUGAGAUGGAAUCGCGCCCCAACUGAUCGGUGGGGUUGCGUCAUCGUCAUAAUCUUCACCGUCUUCACCAGUGCAAAAGCAUACAGGUGAGAGGGCUGAGAGGCUGAGGCCCUUCUUCGCCCAAGUUUUUUCCUUCCUCGUUUCUUUUUGGUUUCGGUUUCUUUUUCUGGGCUCAUGUGAGCCGAGCGGCUGUUGAGUGUCUAUGUCUCUAUAAGUGCUUAGAUUCUUCGAUGUUUUGGGUUUUUCGCAUACUUAGUUAGUAGCUUCUCUCUCAGGUGCCGCCUGUCCUCAGGUGGUGGCUUUCCAUCGCCAGCGCCCCGGGCUCUCCGCAUGGUGGUGGUGGAUGUCUCGGUGGGUGCCGUCGGUUGUUGGUCGGUGAUUCUUGCGGGUGUGUCUGUGGUUGGGGUUUUCUGGUGUGUUGUUUUUCGUCUUUGAUCGUGUUAUGUUGGCGGCUUCUUGCUAGGUUUUUGCAGGUUUGGGCCUCACCGGGCCGCGCCUUGGUCGAUGUUCUCUCGAUCCACUCGCCCCAUCGUCGACCCAUUGUCAGAGCACAGAUCUAAAGUGCAGAUCGAAACCCCUUGAACGAUCUCCAUGGCAAACCUCUUGGGAAUAUAGUCGGCGAGCAACUGCGUGUGAUCUUGAUAAGCCUUUCGAGGUGAGUCCGGCAACGUCAUAAACGAAGUGCCUGGGUCCUCGUCUUCUAUACUGUGUCAGAAAGUCAAACUUUUUUCUCAAACAACAAGAAAAGUACAUCUUGGGCUGCUGGCGUAAGGUUGGGCUUUUCUGUGCGUUAAAUCUAGAUGUUUUUUGGACUGAUGAAGGCUUUGUGCUGGAGGCGAUGCGAGCGAUGUCAUGCUGGGAGGACACGGACGCCCCAAAUGGGUGCAAAAGUGCUGACGUGGGCGGAGCCCCACACAGUGGGCCUUGGGUGGUGCGAUAUAUCUAUCGAAACAAAGUGUCGCUAGCUCUCCGCGAAAGCAGUGUCGACACCUUGGCGGCUUUCUUCCGCUUUGGCACCGGCCCCGUCAACGGUCGUGACCAAUUGGAUCUGUUUCUCCCUUCUUGGAAGAGGGCCAGGGGCUGGUUCGGGGGAAGGGACGCUUCUGAGAACUGUCGACUGCUUCCAGACGUAGCAAGUCGCUUUUUUGGGAGCACAGACCAGUCGUGCUCCAGUUCUAAUCUUACACCCGACAAGAUCCGAGCUUUCGCUGCUCUUGGUGCACAACUGAAUAGUGCGAGCGCCAAGAGCGUCCCGGAGCAUUUGCGGAUCUGCCCGGCGGUCGUUGCUGGUUUGCUUGCUGCCGAUCC
Amoebophrya sp. A25 is the source of this 13574-nucleotide messenger RNA. NCBI's taxonomy places the organism in Eukaryota, Dinophyceae, Syndiniales, Amoebophryaceae. The record is from the annotation of a GenBank genome assembly.